CAACUGUUCAAUACACAACGACAUUUCAUCAAGUGUCUAACAAGAUGCCCUGACUUGCCAGAAACCGACAAGAUACCGCCUCUGUACCAGUGGUAAUACCAGUACAUGCUGUAUUAUCUUUACGGCAUUCAACAAUCUCCGGGUGAGACACAGCUGUGAAUAUGCGGCAACCCGUUCCAAGCAUGACAGCAAACAGAGAUGAGAUGAGCCGGGUAAGUAUCAACACAGCUCCUCCGCCAACGCCUCUAGGAGCAUGAAAGAAGUCUUUCUUGACAAUGUCACCUUUUAUUUAUCUACAUUUACCCUUCUUGAGGACUUUGCAGCACCAAAAGCCAUGUUUUGGUGAUCCCUAACCAAGGUCCUCUUCUCACACAGCCUUUGCUGGCCCAGCUUGAUGCUCGGGUUUAUCUCGGGUCACUCAGCCAAUGAGAAGCGCUUCUUCAUCGGCAAGUGCAAUGAGCAAUUAAGCUUCCAGCAGCAGAAGCUACCUGAGGCAUGUACCUCUGUACCAUCCAAUCCCGCACCGCAUCUCACGCAAACUCGCCCUUCGCCAGAGCCUGCCUGAAGAAACAACAUCAGCACCGCACCGCAGCCCGCUAAAUUUCUGCCACUACGAACUCUCGAUCCCGCGUUUUUCACAUCAACAACAUCAAUCGCCAUUUCGACCGAUCGGCUACCGCGUUCGAACCCGUAUUGAUUCAUCCCCAAAUUUUUGAUACUUUUAUCUUACGACUUUUUUUACGCGAUCAGAUCGACAAUGCCUGGUGGAAAGGGAAAGUCUUCUGGCGGAAAGAGCUCCGGCGGCAAGACGAGCGCUGCUGAGGGCACCAAGAAGCAGCAGAGUCACUCUGCUCGUGCUGGUCUUCAGUUCCCUUGCGGUCGUGUCAAGCGUUUCCUCAAGCAGAACACCCAGCAGAAGAUGCGUGUGGGAGCCAAGGCUGCCGUGUAUGUUACAGCUGUUCUGGAGUACCUGACUGCCGAAGUCCUCGAGUUGGCAGGCAACGCUGCAAAGGAUCUCAAGGUGAAGCGUAUCACGCCCCGCCACCUCCAGCUUGCCAUUCGUGGUGACGAAGAGCUCGACACUCUGAUCCGUGCGACAAUCGCCUACGGUGGUGUCCUGCCACACAUCAACCGCGCCCUGCUGCUCAAGGUUGAGCAGAAGAAGAAGGCCAAGGCACUUGAAGGCUAGAGACGUAUCUUUUAAGGCUCUAUUUUGCUUUUAUUCUUUGGGACUUGCGGUAAACCGGUAUAUGGGAUGGUAAUGCAGAAAUUCUUGAAUUCGAAUUCGAUGGGGGCGUCGCGUCGAGAUAUGAGCGGACGUCCGCACGACCACAGCUUGGAUAGCUGAGGGCGCCUGCGCUUUCAAAGGGCACACGACGAGCUCUCGGGUCGGCUCUAGAAGCCGAUACCCGAUGACGAGAGGGUUCACGUUAUGACGAAAUGCCCUGUGCUAAUUGGACUUGCGCGAGCUGUGUACAACAGUUGUGUUUUCACCUUGGUGUCUGGUCUGGUAUGAGAUGCGACACGGAACCGCUGUGCUGAUGGACUGGAUUAGGUAGACAUGGAAAUACGAGUUCCUGCUUAGUCAUCGAAAGUCCAAUGUUAAAACGAGUGGUUUGUUAUGAUCUGUUGUUUGUCUUAGGAAUGUGGAUUAAUGAAGUUAUCAUGUUUGCUCAAAUGAUGUUUAUCUAGCAAGAUCCGCUCCCCCAAAACAUUUCCCUAUUGCAUGAUCUUUGCUAUCCUUUCCAUUAUCUCAUAUUCCCUGAAUAUCUGUCCCAUAC
Messenger RNA from Fusarium odoratissimum NRRL 54006, 1781 nucleotides. Its product is annotated as histone H2A.Z. Lineage: Eukaryota; Fungi; Ascomycota; Sordariomycetes; Hypocreales; Nectriaceae. Bases 758 to 1189 code for a protein of 143 amino acids. The transcript has 3 exons. Gene Ontology annotation, molecular function: DNA binding; protein heterodimerization activity; structural constituent of chromatin. The record is from RefSeq and is a predicted model, not a curated record. Gene Ontology annotation, cellular component: nucleosome.